Thalassophryne amazonica is the source of this 2256-nucleotide messenger RNA. It is a transcript of the gene foxred2, whose product is annotated as FAD-dependent oxidoreductase domain containing 2. Gene Ontology annotation, molecular function: flavin adenine dinucleotide binding; monooxygenase activity. NCBI's taxonomy places the organism in Eukaryota, Metazoa, Chordata, Actinopteri, Batrachoidiformes, Batrachoididae. The record is from RefSeq and is a predicted model, not a curated record.
UUGGUAACGGCGUCUACUUCUUGGUAAUGGAUUUGAGCCUCCCUUGUUUGAUCUUUUUCUUCUUGGUUGGUUUGGUCAACUCUCUUACUGAUAAGCAUCACUACAAUGGCACCCGCCAAUAUCAGUACUGUGUGCUUGGCGCUGGGCCGGCAGGACUGCAAAUGGGACACUUUCUUUCCAAGGCUAAAAGAGACUACAUCAUUUUGGAGAGAAACUCUGGACCGGGCAGCUUCUUUAACAUAUAUCCCAGACACAGGAAGCUCAUUAGCAUUAACAAAAUUAACACAGGAACACAGAACCGAGAAUUCAACCUGCGACAUGAUUGGAACUCAUUGCUGAGUGAUAGCCCUGAACUCCUGUUCAAGCAGUUCAGCAGUGAAUUUUACCCACAUGCUGAUGCGUACCUACAGUAUUUGUCCAUGUUUGAGAAGAAGCUUGGAUUGAAAGUCCACUACGGUGUGGAUAUUGGAAAUAUUAGGUCGAUGGAGUCAGCCAAUGGGAGGAGCUACAUCUUGACUGAUCAGCAUGCAUCAAACUACACAUGCAGCAUUCUUCUGGUAGCCACAGGGAUGUGGGUUCCUCAGAAGCCCAACUUUUUGGGUUCUGAGCUGGUUGAGGGCUAUGAGUCCAUUUCUACUAACCCUGAGGACUACAGGAACCAAGCUGUACUUAUCCUAGGCAAGGGGAACUCUGCCUUUGAAACAGCCCAAAGCAUCCUGGGAAGAGCAAGCCACGUCCACAUGUUCAGUUCCAACCCUGUUCGACUGGCUUGGCAAACGCAUUAUGUUGGUGAUCUCAGAGCGCUCAACAAUGAGUUGCUUGACACAUACCAGCUGAAAUCACUUGAUGCAGUUGCAGAAGGGAGAGUGGAACACCUAGCUAUUGUACAAAAAGAAUAUAAAGAUCGUAACAGAUCGGGCAGAAAUCACAUCAAAGGAGAAGGGGCCGAGCGAAAGAAGAAUCAGUUAUAUGUGACACUGUCACGAUACAUUGAAGAAAUUAAACCAAAGAACGGCACCAGAGUGAAAGCAGCAAACCUGCCGGAUUAUUACCGCGACAACUUCUCAAUGCGGAAACCCUAUGACCGCGUGAUUCGAUGCCUUGGCUUCCAUUUCAACUUCAGCAUAUUUGAUAGCUCUGCCAAGCUACCGAAGAGUACCGCUGGAAGAGGGAAGAUGCCGGAGGUGACUGCAUGGUAUGAAGGUCAAAAGACGCCCGACCUGUUUGUUUUGGGAGCGGCUGCCCACUCCAGGGACUUUCGGUCAUCUGCUGGAGGGUUCAUCCACGGAUACCGUUACACAGUGCGAGCUGUACAUCAUGUACUUGAGAAUCGUCACCACAGUAAUCGUUGGCCGUCAACAAAACUGAUGACAUCCCAGCUGCUGACUUGGAUUCUGAGACGGAUCAAUGAGUUCUCUGGGCCAUACCAAAUGUUUGGUAUGCUUGGGGACAUUGUACUACUUCAAGGGUCUCAUGUUGAAUACUUGGAAGACUUUCUUCUUCAGGCCUUGCCUCAGUUUUCUUCUGUGUCAGGCCAUGAGGUCUCCAAACAUGGACUGUUAGUUGUACUCAUGCAGUACGGCACAAAGCACAUUGACUUUCUGGGAAACGACAGGGCAGAGACCGAUUGGACUGAAGCCUGGAACUCAAAGUUUCUGCACCCUGUCUUAUACUUUUAUGACACCCUACCUACUGAAGAUGAGAUGAAGCUCCGUCCCACUGGUUGGCCUUUGCCAAGACCAAAGGCAAUUCAUCACAUGGUUGAAGACUUUUUAACAACAUGGAAUGCUCCACAAUCUCAUAUCCAGCCAUUGCGUCGCUUCCUGGAACACUGUGUCCAGACUGACCUCAGGGCCUACUAUGCAGAGUCAUGUUUCCGCUUGUCCCUUACCCACCGAAAGCCACCGCUGUUCUGCCGCCAAGGGUACUUGAAGCAGCGGGGCGUGGUUGCAAAUGGUGACAUACAGCAGCAUGCUCAUGAUGCUGGACUGAGCCCUCCUGAGCAGGAUCCACAAAAAUCCGAGGCUGAUCCCUCAUUCCCCGACAACCUGAAACAAGCGGGAGCGCCGUCUUCUGGACUAAAAUUUGAUUUUUAAUCACUUGACCAAAGGCUGUUUAGGUCUCCACUGCUUAUGAGCCAUUACCUCCAGUGUGUGUGCUAAAACACAUUUUGAACAAAAAAAAAAAGGUAUAUAUCACUGGACAGACUGUGUAAUUUAAAAAAGCAGUAUGGGUGAGGUCAGGUACACGUCACUU